Condylostylus longicornis is the source of this 5757-nucleotide messenger RNA. RefSeq names its product zinc finger protein 182-like. Bases 231 to 3500 code for a protein of 1089 amino acids. Lineage: Eukaryota; Metazoa; Arthropoda; Insecta; Diptera; Dolichopodidae. The record is from RefSeq and is a predicted model, not a curated record. The transcript has a single exon.
UGGCAGACAAAAAAUUAAAAUUUUAUAAUGUUAGACAAAAAAUCCAGUGAUAAAUAUAAAAUUUUCUACAAUAUUUCUUGUAGUUUUAAAUAUUUUAACGAGAUAAAAUAAAAAUAUUUGGUUUAAAGUAAAUAAUAAGUUGAAUACAGUAUAACUAAAUAAGUUUAAGUGAAAUUUGUACGCUAGCUAUAUAUACUAUAGCUGAUCUAUAUCUGUUUAUAUAAAUAAGAAUGAAUUCUGAGCAUUCUACUGAAGCUGGCACAAGUUUAGAAACGCGACAACAAUUACAAAGACAUUCACCACCACAUCAAUUAACAAACCGCCAUGAAAAUCAAACAAAUGAAUUAGGAAAAUACUGGGUCGUUACAAAUUUGGUGUCAGGAUCUAAUUCAAGCCAAAAUAAUUAUGGUUCUUCUCCAGUUACUACAACAGUUUCUACUUUACCACCUCCUAUAUCUUCAACGCACUCUUCAAAAUCUAGUAGCGUUAUAAAAUCCGAUAUGAUAAAACAAGAAGAUGUGCGUCAUACUCCAGUUUCUUCAAUAAACAAUGGCACAAAUCCAAUGCAGCUAACAAAUUCCAUAAUGCAUACCUCAAACAAUUCUCAUCAAUUAGCAAAUGGGACAAUAAUUACAGCAAACAACUCUUCACAACAACUUCAUCAUCAUCCUGUUCAAAUUAAUCCGGAAGUUGUCAUAAUGGAACACGCGUCAGUUGAAAAAUCAGUUGAAUCAAACAAUGGAGGAAGUAAAAUUGGAGACAUCAGAUCUGCGCAUAAUAUAAAUCAUAAUAAUGAACAACAGAAUCUGUCCAUUGAAAGGCAUAUACCAAAUUCUAUUAUAGAUUCUAUAAAGCAAGAAAAAAUGUAUACGAAUAUUAAACCGGUAACUACGGGUAUCGAUACCCGACCUCAAGCUUUAAAUAUUGAUAGCAAAGCUAAUGUUCAACAUUUAAUUGAAGCCAGAAAUUCGGAGGGUCAGUUAAUUAAAGUGCAACCACCAGAACAUGAAAUAGGAAAACAACCACUAGGCGUUGAAAUGUACAAAGUAAAUAUAGAAGAUUUAAGUCAAUUUUUGUCAUAUCACGAGGUGUUUGGUAAGAUUCAUGGUGAUGUAAUAUCUCAUCCAACGCCUCAAUUGUCAACUAGCCAUCACCAAGGAAAUGCUUCUGAAAAUAAUAAUCAAAAUAUUCAACAAGUUCUCUCAAUUCCCACAACGUCAGUUUCUAAUGUUAACACAACCAACCCCAAUGAAUUAAUAAUGCCUAAAAUGGAAAAUCAAAUUUCAGGCCAAAAUACAACCAAUUUUGUAGGUUUGGAAGGAAAUGCUAACGGAACCACACAUACGUGUGAUAUUUGCGGUAAAAUGUUUCAAUUUCGUUAUCAAUUGAUAGUCCACCGGCGAUAUCACAACGAACGCAAACCAUUUAACUGUCAAGUUUGUGGUCAAGGAUUCCAAACGUCCCAGGAUUUGACACAACAUGGAAAAAUUCAUGCUAAUUGUCCGAUGUUUACUUGUAAUGUUUGUUUUCAUGUUUUUGCGAAUGCACCUAGUCUUGAACGCCAUAUGAAAAGACAUUCUACAGAUAAACCUUUCGCAUGUACAAUUUGUCAAAAAACUUUCGCCCGCAAAGAGCAUUUGGAUAAUCACUUCCGAAGUCACACUGGCGAAACUCCAUUCAGAUGUCAGUAUUGUGCUAAAAGUUUCACAAGGAAGGAACAUAUGGUGAAUCACGUAAGAAAGCAUACUGGUGAGACACCACAUCGUUGCGAUAUUUGUAAGAAAUUCUUCACAAGAAAAGAACAUUAUGUGAAUCAUUGCAUGUGGCACACUGGAGAGACUCCGCAUCAGUGUGAGCUUUGUGGGAAGAAGUAUACUAGGAAAGAACAUUUGGCAAAUCAUAUGAGAUCUCAUACUAACGAGACUCCUUUUCGUUGCGAGAUAUGUAAAAAAGCUUUUUCCCGUAAAGAACAUUUUACUAACCACAUUUUGUGGCAUACGGGUGAAACACCUCAUCGCUGUGAUUUUUGUCAAAAAACUUUUACUCGAAAAGAACAUUUGUUAAAUCAUGUUCGACAACAUACUGGUGAAUCUCCCCAUCGAUGCACGUAUUGUAUGAAGACUUUUACUCGUAAAGAACAUUUAGUGAAUCAUGUUCGACAACAUACUGGUGAAACUCCUUUCAAAUGUACUUAUUGUACAAAGGCUUUUACGCGCAAAGAUCAUAUGGUUAAUCAUAUCAGGCAGCAUACAGGUGAAUCACCGCAUAAAUGUACAUAUUGUACAAAAACUUUUACUAGAAAAGAACAUUUGACAAAUCAUGUUCGUCAACAUACAGGGGAAUCUCCACAUAAAUGUACGUAUUGCAAGAAAACCUUUACAAGAAAAGAACAUUUAACUAAUCAUGUGAGAUUACAUACUGGUGAUUCGCCGCAUAAAUGUGAGUACUGUCAAAAAACUUUUACCCGUAAAGAACAUCUGAAUAAUCAUAUGAGACAACAUUCAAGUGAUAAUCCUCAUUGUUGUAAUGUUUGUAAUAAACCGUUUACAAGAAAAGAGCAUUUAAUAAAUCACAUGUCACGAUGCCAUACUGGAGAUCGCCCAUAUGCUUGUGAAACAUGCGGGAAAUCUUUUCCUCUAAAAGGAAAUUUAUUAUUUCAUCAGAGAAGUCAUACUAAAGGUCAGGAUCAGGAGCGUCCUUUCAAAUGUGACAAAUGUCCAAAGGACUUUAUAUGUAAGGGCCACUUAGUGUCACAUAUGCGAUCACAUUCUGGUGAGAAACCCCAUAAAUGUACCUUAUGCUCAAAAAGUUUUGUUGAGAAGGGCAACUUAAAACGUCAUAUGAAAAUAAAUCAUCCGAAUGCUAUAUUGACCCCAACCGGUAUUGUUACGACUAUAAAAACUGAAAAUAUGGUAAAUACAACAACGACAACCUCAACAACAACAACUAAACCACAGUAUCUUAAUGAAAGAAUUCCGACCUUAAAUAAAACAAAUAUAUUACCAGUGAAUAGUCUCAUAAAUUCGCAUACCAUGCAUACAAUUCAGCAAAUAACUUCAAAUACACAAAAUAAUAGUGGUAGUUCCAAUGCAAAUAAUCAGCAAGUUAUUCCAAUGGAUACGGCAGUCGCAGCACCGCCUUCACAUACUGGACAACCAGAACGUUUGCAGCAAGAAACAACACAGCAACAGCAGCAACAACAAUCAACACAUUUGCAACAAUCAUCACAACAACAUCAGCAGCAUCCUCCACCUCAGGUUCAUCAGCAUUCUAAACAACAGCAACAACCAUUACCUCAUAUACAUCAAAAUCAUCAACAAAUUCCUCAUAUUCAACAAAAUCAACAACGUCACCUUCAACCACCUCAAAAUCAAGAAAAUGCAAAUGAUCAACAACAAUCUAUUGGAAUAAUUCAAACAAAUGCAGAUAAUUCAAAUCGAAAUCAAUUGCAACAAAUACACCAUAUUGCUUCCAAUGAACAAAAUCCAGUUGGUUAUUAAAACAAAACUUUAAUUUUUAAAAUCAAGCAAUAAAAAAUUUUGGUACUUCUAAAUACUGCGACAAAAAAGAAAGAAGAUAAUCGAUUAGAAAAUUGACUUUAUCACAUAUAUUAAUAAUUGUAUUCAAAUUUUUAAGUUUAGUAUAAACAUAUAAUAUGUUAAUUAUAUUUGUAUGCAUAUAUAUUAUUAAUUUUGGAAACCAAUGAAUGCAUUUCUAAGUAUUAUGUUUGUCAUGGUAAGCAUGUUUUUAUAUUGUAAAAUUUUAAAUAUUUGUGGACAAAAAAACUUAUUUUUAAGGUAUUAUACGUCAUCACUGUAUUCUUGUUUAGUUUUAUAUUUACACUUUUAUAUACAUACUUAUAUAUGAAGUUAGUUAUUUACACAUAUUAAGAGAUUAAAAACCGGAGAUAAAUAUUUAUUAAUAAUUUAUGUCUCUUUGUUUAUCUCUGCAAAUGGAGCUGAGCUCAAAAAAGUAGUCUUGAUUGUGAUUCAAUUGGUUUUUAUGGAAAAAAUUAUCCACGAUUAUGUUCCUGAUUUUUUCUCACUCAAAAAUUAUGAAAAUACAAACUCAAAUUUUAAACUACAAAACUUCCAAGUAAAGUAAUUUAAGUAAAAGUUUUUACCAGUGUUUUGAAACGCCAAUUAUUAAUAGUAAAAUACAUAUUUCUUUUAUCCAAAAUAAUGGCGAAUCUUCUACUUGUAUAUUAUGUAAAAUCCAUUUGGUUAAUUUACAUAUGUAUAUAUUAUUUAUAAAUAUGCACGCUUUUUUUGAAGUUAUAUAAUUGCAUAGAAUGGAUAAUAUUUUUCUAAUUGAAUAUGCUGAGUUUUAUAGUUUUUUAGAUAAUUUCAUUUAAUCUAAGAAUUAUUGAGAUAAAUGUUUCAAAUAAAAAAAAAACAAAUAGUCUUUCAAUAAUGACCUUAAAAGAACUUAUUUGAUUACUUUUAGUUUUAUAGUAUUCUUCAAAAAUAUUAAUGUUUAAAAUUUACAUUAACCACAUGUAUUAUUUGUACCAUAUUUUAUACAUUAUUAAUUAAUAGGGAAAAUAUGGGACAUAUUUUCUUCAAGGAAAUAAUACCUACAUAUAUGAAUAAUAUGAACCAUAUGUGACUGUGUAAAUUAAAAAAUAUAUAUGCUGUAAUUUAAAAUUUGUAUUCCGGAAACAUAUUUUAAAACAAAUAGUCGUUAAAAGUGCAAUACAAGACAAAAUUGUAGUUAUAUUUCGUAUAUGUCUGUUACAAAAACUUAAUGUAUAAGAUGCUUACGAGAGUAGUUUAAAAAAUAUUUGUAGUAUAUAAUUUGUUUUUUAUGAUUCGUAUUCGAAAUUUUGAAAUUUUUUUAAAGAAAUCGAGUUUUUUUUUGUAUUCCUAAUUCAACUUAAAUUAUUUUCUCUGUUAUUAUUUAAAACGCAGAAUUAGUAAGGAAAUAAAACUAAAAUUUUAUUAUUAAAAUAGAAACCUUACAGAAAACAAACAAAUAUAAUAAUUUGUGAUUAGAUGGAAAUUAAUAAGACAAAAUAAAAAAUAUCAGAUCUUAUAAUAUAAAAUAAACAAAAAUACUUACUUAAGUUUAAAUUAUGAACUUAUGUGGGUGUUAAUCGAAAGUUAAAACUAUGUCUAAAAGUAAUAAUUCAAGAUAUCGAAUUUCUUUUGCAAGAAAUUCGAAUGCGCUAUUUGAAUUUACUUCAUUAUAAAAAAUUAAUUAAUACUUUUUAAAACUUUGUAAUAAAUAAAUUUAGAGUACAAAUUCUUAUAUUUACCGUUUACUUAACCCAGUGAUGUUAUCUAACAUAAUAAUACACAUAACAAAUAACCCGGCAUAAUAUUUGCGUUUGAGAGUUUGUGCAAUUGCACAUAAAGAAGAAAUUGUAAAGUUUUUUUUUUUGUAAACCGAAGUGAAAUAAACAAAACGGAAAAUUGUGGCAAAAAGCCAAAAACCAAAUUAUAAAAUUUUUUAAAAUCUAAAAGACUACACUAUAAUUUUUUGUUUGGCUUUAGGAAUAAAAAUAUAAACCCAUGGGUUCAGAUUUGCUUAAGGUACAAAUACAAAUUAAAUGUAAUAAAAUUUAUUUAAAAUUAAGUUAUAAAAUUAAUAACUCUUUAAAAAUAUUUGCCAAUUUUUUAUCGUUUUUUAAUUGUGUAAAACUUUCUUAUUAUAAAAGUCUAAUUUUUUUAUUAAAUUUAUAAAACAAGCUCUUUUCGUUUUAUUUUCCAUAUUAACCAAUUUUGGAAUACACAAUAAACCAACAUUAAUGUAUAU